Messenger RNA from Saccostrea cuccullata (small rock oyster), 571 nucleotides. RefSeq lists its product as uncharacterized. The transcript is spliced from 8 exons. Lineage: Eukaryota; Metazoa; Mollusca; Bivalvia; Ostreida; Ostreidae. The record is from RefSeq and is a predicted model, not a curated record. Bases 28 to 549 code for a protein of 173 amino acids.
ACCAGCGAAUAGCAGUAAACAAGCAACAUGAAUGAUUUUCAAGGGACAUCGGGUGAAAAUGCAGAGGCUUCAUCUAGCGGCUCCAGUAUAUAUAGAGACGCUCUAGCUGUCCUCUCGAGCUCGAAUGAAGAAUUUGAGUCGACCACGUCCGUGCCUGAUUCUGCUCUGGAGGAAAACAGGAUGUUAGCAGAGGCACGAAGAAUGUCCUCCAUUUUGUUCAAAAGCCCGUUGGAUGAAAAGCGGAUUUUACAGGCCAAAAAGAUGAGCCAAACGGCUAUUCAAAAUGCCUUCUCAGCGGCUGCCGAGAAGGGCAGGAAUGAUGAAACAAUGGCCCAGACGAGCAGUGCUUCCAUCCCUGCUGUCAACAUGAUCCUGUCAAGGACAAUGGAGAUGGAGGCCAGGAAGAUGUCAACUACAUCUAUACGAAAUGCAUUUUCUAUGGCAGCAACUGAAAACCGAUUUGCAACAGUUGCUGAGCCCAGACGAGGUGUUUUCUCCCGAAUCCUUAACUUCUUUAGAUGCACUUCUUGCUGCGGCAGGAGAAAUUAAUGACUUAUUAAUUAGUCAUUAA